This is a messenger RNA of Conger conger (European conger), 1543 nucleotides long. It is a transcript of the gene slc25a35, whose product is annotated as solute carrier family 25 member 35. The transcript has 6 exons. The coding region runs from base 300 to 1217 and encodes 305 amino acids. The record is from RefSeq and is a predicted model, not a curated record. NCBI's taxonomy places the organism in Eukaryota, Metazoa, Chordata, Actinopteri, Anguilliformes, Congridae.
CUCACGCAAUCCGGUCGCGCGAGCCGUCAAUGUAUGAUGUGGAAAGGCAAAGGGGACAGCAACCGGAACGUGGGGGACAUCAUUUGAAUGAGUAAAAAAAACCUGGUUCAAUGACAUGGAAGUAGAUUGAAGUGAUGAUCGUUACUGUCUGUUACGGCGUGGACAUCUUGUCCCGUUUUCUUGCGUCACUUAUUCGAUACAUGUUUAUUCAGAUGAAAUCGCAAUUGGACGUCCUCUGAUACUUGAAUUAGCGUAUAGUCUACGGCGAAUUGGGCAAGGGCCGUCUGGAAACAGCAGUCAUGGAUUUCAUUCUCAGCGGAGUGGCUGCUUGCGGUGCUUGUCUUUUCACGAACCCACUUGAAGUAGUGAAGACUCGUAUGCAAUUGCAAGGUGAGCUGAAAAGCCGGGGCACCUACCAGGUGUAUUAUCGUAAUGUUUUCCAUGCCUUCUAUACUAUCGGUAAAGUGGAUGGAAUCGCUGGGCUACAGAAAGGGCUGGUCCCGGGGUUACUGUAUCAGUUUUGUAUGAAUGGUUUCCGGCUGGGCUCGUACGCAAUCAUUGAGUCUUCAGGCUACACCCACACGGACGGAAGAGUCAGCGCGACAAAGAGUACCUUGGCCGGAGCACUCGCAGGCGUAGUUGGAGCAGUGAUGGGUAGUCCGAUUUAUUUGGUAAAGACUCACCUUCAGAGCCAGGCCACCUCUUCCAUUGCAGUUGGACACCAGUACAAACAUCGGGGGAUGUUCCACGCCUUAGUGGCCAUUCACCGGGAGCACGGUAUUCUGGGGCUUUGGAGGGGCUCGAGUGCAGCUGUGCCCAGGGUUAGCGUGGGGUCAGCUGCCCAGCUCUGCACCUUUUCUUCUGCCAAAGAAUUCAUUACUGACCUGCAGGUGUUUCCAGGUGACAGCUGGCUGACUGCGCUGAGUGCAGGAAUGAUGAGUAGUGUGGUGGUGGUGAUGGCUAUGACGCCUUUCGACGUGGUCAGCACACGUCUAUACAAUCAGCCAGUGGAUCACCUGGGCAAGGGGAAGCUGUAUAGGGGAUUUUCAGACUGCUUCUCCAAGACCCUGAAGAAUGAAGGGCUGAUUGGGCUAUAUAAGGGCAUCGGGGCCUCCUACUUUCGUAUAGGGCCACACACCAUCCUGUCUUUGCUGUUUUGGAAUGAGCUACGGAAGCUCUACCAGUCUUACAGGGUCCAGGAGCCGGAGGGACUGUAGCAACUGGAGGAAGUCCUGCACCGUCCAGGGGGCUGAUAUUACUGCACCAUCCUCUGCUGCACUGCUGCUAAGAGGACUGGAAGAGACGGAGACCUCCAUCACACACCAAACCCUGGAAAUUCUGAUUUUCAGACCCUAUGGGCCGGUUUCACAGACACAGAUUAAGCCUAAGGCUAAACCUAAUCUGUAUCUGUGAAACUGGCCCUGUAUGUCUCAAUUUGUUUUAUGUGAUCUACUGACUUGUCAUAAGCAUCAACACAGCUUGUAAUGCCGUAUGACAGCUGAUAACAGGAAAGAAUGUUCGUCAAUAAAGCCAAAUACUUGUA